Molecule: messenger RNA, 1272 nt
Organism: Coccomyxa subellipsoidea C-169
Lineage: Eukaryota; Viridiplantae; Chlorophyta; Trebouxiophyceae; Coccomyxaceae
Exons: 8
Coding region: 1-1272 (423 amino acids)
Biological process (GO): cellulose biosynthetic process; response to abscisic acid
Source: RefSeq, a predicted model, not a curated record
AUGUGGCGCAGGGAUGGGAGCUCAGGGGUGAACAGCCGGGGUUUGGUGGAUGUGAGUGGCAGCGGGAAGAAGGAGGAUACAUAUGUGGCCAGGACCGAGAAGACUUCCAGCCUUUGGCGGCCAGGCAAUGGGUUCAGGCCCACGUCCUUUGGCAGCGCUAAGGGGCCCAGGUUGGCGUUUGUGACAACGACGUCGGAGGGCUACAAGCAGAUCAAGCUCUGGACGGACUAUCAUAAGUCCAUCGGCGUGGAGACCUUCUACUUGUUUGUGGACGGCCAGGCGGCGCGGCCGGAGGUGCAGGCGCGGCUGCGGGCGCUGCCGGGGGUGACGGUGAUCCCGCGUGACGACAAGCUCAAGUACCGGCACACGCACUCGCGCAUCUGGAACGAGACCUGGCUCGCCGCAUUCUUCCACAAGCCCUGCAACCACGAGCUCUUCGUCCUGCAGUCCCUAAACAUGGAGGCGGGCAUAGAGCUGGCGGCGAAGGACGGAGUGGAGUGGAUCCUGCACAUCGACACGGACGAGCUGGUGUAUCCGGGGGGCGGCCCAGAGUAUUCCAUCCAGCGCGUGCUGGCCAACGUGCCUGCUGACGUGGACACCAUUGUGUUCCCAAACUAUGAAUCGCUGCCGGAGCGGGAUGACGUUCAGGACCCCUUCACCGAGGUGACGCUGUUCAAGCGCAACUACCACCACGUGGUGAGCGACAGCUACUUCAAGGCCUACCACACCGUGGCGAGGGGCAACCCCAACUACUUCAUCACCUACGGCAACGGCAAGUCGGCCGCACGUGUUCAGCCGGGCCUGCGCCCCAACGGCGCCCACCGCUGGUACUCCUACAAUAAGGCACCCAAGGAGGAGACAAGUGAUGAGGUGGCGGUGCUGCACUACACCUACAACAAAUUCGAUGAUCUGAAAAGCCGACGCGACCGCUGCGACUGCGCUCCCACAGAGGACGACGCCAAGCGCUGCUUCAUCCUGCCCUUUGACCGCAUGGCGUUCCUGGCGGCCUCCUUGAAAACUGACGCGGAGCUGCUCAAGUGGUUCCGGGAUCGCCUGGUCUGGAACGAGCCGGAGACUGUCGUGGACCUUCUCAAAAACGGGCUCUUUGUGCGCCUCUAUGAGCCACAGAUCAUCAUGAGGGGAUUCAUGGCGUUGGAGGAGGGGACGACAGGGGGUCGUGACGCGGCGGCCGCUCUGCAGCAGCCGCCGCCCGACAAGGCAGCCACCGGCGCAUCGCGCAUCGGAGCCGCCAAACUAUCGGACACCUCCUGA